CUCUCGCCUGGUACCGAUAUGAAUUGCCUCAACGUACCCGAAAUCAUGCCAGGCUCGCCCAGCAAAUCCCGGGGCCAGAUCCAGGUGAUAUUUGGGCCAAUGUUUUCUGGAAAAAGCACAGAGCUGAUGCGCAGAGUGCGACGGUUUCAGAUUGCACAGUACAAGUGCAUGCUUAUAAAGUAUGCGAAAGAUACACGCUACAGCAAAGAGCAUCUUGCUACACAUGACCAGAACACAAUGGCAGCUGUAUCUGCCUGCCAGUUGCGUGAUGUUUCCGCUGAAGCUUUGGCCUGUUCUGUUAUAGGAAUAGAUGAAGGACAGUUUUUCCCUGACAUUGUAGAUUUUUGUGAGGAAAUGGCAAAUCGUGGAAAGACUAUGAUUGUAGCAGCUCUGGAUGGCACAUUUCAGAGGAAGGCAUUUGGAAACAUCUUGAAUUUGGUGCCUUUGGCAGAAAGUGUUGUAAAACUCAACUCUGUUUGCAUGGAGUGUUAUCGGGAGGCUGCAUACACCAAGCGGCUAGGGGCAGAAAAGGAGGUGGAAGUUAUUGGAGGAGCUGAAAAAUAUCACUCAGUCUGCAGACUUUGCUUCUUCAAAAACCAGCAGCUCCCGGUAGAGAAGGAGAAUGUGCUUUCUCAUAAUGCACUAGACACCAUUUCCUUAAAGCUUAGUAACAAGCUGCAAACAGCUUGUUCCCCACGCAAGCCACUUGCACAACGACAAUGCUUGUAAUGGACUGUACAGCUAACUUACUGUAUUGCUUAAUGUGUAUAAUGUAUGUUUUUUUUAAGACUUAUUUUAAUUUUUUUUGUAUAUGUUUUACGUGCAUAUCUGUAUUUACAUUAAUAUUGGCUUCUAAAUGGAGAUCUUGCUCUUU
Molecule: messenger RNA, 874 nt
Organism: Xenopus tropicalis (tropical clawed frog)
Lineage: Eukaryota; Metazoa; Chordata; Amphibia; Anura; Pipidae
Gene: tk1
Product: thymidine kinase 1
Exons: 7
Coding region: 19-729 (236 amino acids)
Molecular function (GO): thymidine kinase activity; ATP binding
Source: RefSeq, marked provisional